ACUCUACUGUUGACAACACCGGGCGAACGAUUUUAUUCCGUUGACUCGUUGUUAUGGAGCGAUGCUUUAGCAGUAUCAGCAGGGAUGAUUCUCCUUGUUCCCCGCCUCCACCAGCAUCGCCUCCUCCUCAUGUCCUCCCUUCCCCUCGUCUUCCCCCUCCUGUGCCCCCCUCCUCUCCGCCAUCAUCCGUGACUCCUCCUCUCCGACAAGGAAAACUGAGUUUUGCAGGAGCCAUGGUGGACGUCAGUAAAUGGCCCCUGUUCUCGCUGCUGAGCUCUGAGGAACUUGCUGCGAUCCGACAGGCCUGUGUGUUUGGCACCUCUGCUAAUGAAGCUAUCUACAUCACACAUGGAAAUGAAGUAUUUGUGUUUGGGUUGAACUGCAGUAGCUGCCUUGGUACAGGAGACAGUCUGAGCACUAUUGUGCCAAAGAAACUGGACUUCCUGCGGGGGAAGAAGGUAGUCAGCCUCAGCUAUGGCAGUGGGCCACAUGUCGUGUUGGCUACAGACGAUGGACAGCUGUUUGCUUGGGGGCACAACGGCUACAGCCAGCUGGGGAAUGGGAUGACCAACCAGGGACUGUCCCCGGUGUUGAUCACUUCUAACCUGCAGAACAAGAAAGUGAAGGAGGUGGCAUGUGGCUCGCAUCACUCCAUGGCUCUCACUCAUGAUGGAGAGGUUUUCGCGUGGGGCUAUAAUAACUGUGGCCAGAUUGGUUCAGGCUCCACAGCCAACCAGCCCCACCCCAGGAAAGUCACUGGUUCCCUGCAGGGCAAGACUACCGUAGGCAUCACAUGUGGACAGACUUCCUCCAUGGCUCUGGCCGACAAUGGAGAGGUUUAUGGCUGGGGCUACAAUGGAAAUGGACAGCUGGGUAUCGGUAACAACGGGAACCAGCUGACACCUUGUCGCCUUACUGCACUCCAAGGGCUGUGCGUUCAUCAGAUUGUAUCGGGCUACGGACACUGCCUGGCGCUAACAGAUGAAGGGCUGCUGUACGCCUGGGGAGCAAACACUUAUGGUCAAUUGGGAACUGGCAACAAGAGCAAUCACCUCAGCCCUGUACAAAUCAUGGCUGACAAAGAGAGCAGGAUUGUGGAGGUCGCAGCAUGCCAUUCAACGCACACUUCAGCAGCAAAGACCCAAAGCGGGCAGGUGUACAUGUGGGGUCAGUGUCGGGGCCAAGCCAUCGUCCUGCCACACCUCACACACUUCGCCAACACAGACGACGUCUUCGCCUGCUUCGCCACACCCUCGGUCAUGUGGCGUCUCAUGUCUAUGGAGCAUGACGACUUCAUGACAGUUGCCGAGUCUCUAAGAAAAGAGUUUGACAGUCCUGAAACCGCUGACCUCAAGUUCAGCGUUGACGGCAAAUGCAUCCAUGUUCAUAAAGCUGUGCUAAAGAUCAGGUGUGAACAUUUCCGUUCCAUGUUUCGCUCCCAAUGGACGGAGGAUCAGCAGGACGUCGUAGAGAUCGGCCAGUUCUCCUACCCCGUCUACAGAUCCUUCCUGCAGUUUCUCUACACAGACACUGUCGACCUGCCGCCUGAGGACGCCAUUGGCCUGUUGGACCUGGCUACCUCUUACUGUGAAAACCGCCUGAAACGCCUGUGUCAGCAGAUCAUCAUGAGAGGAAUCACUGUCGAAAACGCCUUCACCCUGCUGUCUGCCGCCAUACGAUACGACGCAGAGGACCUGGAAGAGUUUUGUUUCAGGUUUUGUGUAAACCAUCUGACUCAGGUGACUCAAACUGGAGCCUUCUGGCAGGUAGACGGCGCCAUGCUCAAGGAGUUUAUCAGCAGGGCGAGCCGCUGUGGAGCCUUCAAGAACUGAGUCUUACAUUCUAACGAUUUACAAACUAUAGUCUGACCACGUGGAUGUGGUCGUGCUGCAAGUGGAGAAUGUACCACUGCUCCGUAAGUAUCAGCUUUGAUCACAUUCCUGUCGGUCCAUCUCAUGACAAAAGAGGAGGCCCUUUCUUGAAAUGUUUCUAUUCACAAAGGCACAUAAACAACAUCGUUAUCAUUAUGUUGAAAUGGAAUUCGAGCUUUGUCACCUGUGGAUCCAAAAUCAGCACUUUGGCCAUUUCCUGUGGAGUCACUUAAACUCUUGCCGCCUUUUCUGUCAAAUUGUGUUUUAUUCUUUACAUGCUGAAUGUCUACUUGAAUUUUUUUUAUUUUUCUUGGCCGUUGCUUAAAUUCAUUCUUAACUUUUUUUUUUAAAUGUUCAUGUAAAAGACCAAAGACCUGGAAGAAAUGGGCACAUUUGUUUUUGUAAGGGAACUAAAAGAGGUGUUAUGUUAAAUUGUCUUAGAUAACUGACUUAGAUUGGCCAGAACACUUGUACCACUAAACUGAAACACGUCGGAGUUAUAUCUAAAUUUUCCAGCAAGAUUUUUUUAAACUGUUGAGUUGAAUAGAGAAUCGCUGUCCCAUUUAAAAGUGUCAUAACAUACACAGCUGAUCCAGAGCCUGCUGUGCGUUAUUACGGGUCACUUGUUGUUCUCUUAGCUUGCUUUCCCGACAUUGUGGGAUAUCAAAGCUAUUGCAGGAUGUAUGUUUUCAUUUUUUUUAUACUUAAGUCUGCUUUGUUUUGGAAUGUUCAUUCUGUCUUUUGCUCUAUGGCACUUUAAGAAACAGUUCUUCAUUUUCAGUAAGUAGUAGUUCAAAUAAUUUAAAACCUAGAUAGAGAAGACUAGAAACUGAGUUACAGAAUGUUAUGCUAGAAAUUUUGCAAAAGCGACAGUGAACUUUUGAGGCACUGUUACAUUCUUAGUUGUGCUUUCCUUCUGUUGCAAGUGUAAAAUACAUAUACAGUAAGGCAUAUGGUAUAUAAUGGAAGCUUAAUUUCCCGAAAAAGAACUGUCAUUUCCUUACUAUUAUGGUUUUAAUCUUUUCUUCUGUUCGCUAAUUGUAUCAGGGCUGAAGGAAUAGUAACAAAUAGACACAGUAGUACACUUAGUAACCUGAUUCCUCAAUGAUUUUCAUAAUUCAUCAGACUUUCUGCAGAUUUUUCUUCAAACAUAGUGGAAAUGCACUCACUGAAACUGCACAAAACACUGCAAGUUCAAGCAAUAUAAAUACUUUGAAAUGCUCUGAAAAAUAAGUGGGGGGGCCUUUAUUAUCUGUUGACUUGGGCUUAUGAUGACCAAAAGCUCCCUCCGGGUCACCGACUUUACUCUCUGUUGCGUCACUGGGUGCGGUUGGAAAAUAUUUUCUUGGACGAGUCAUUCAAAGACUGUUAAGUUUGGUUUCUGUUUCCCCGGUUAAGUUUCUGUUUCUUGAUGCACUCAGAUGCUCAAUAAGCAAUCUGUAUUUGAUUAAAGCUUGGCAUCUGUUUCUUAUUAAAGCACAGUUUUAUUCAGGUCAUAAAACAGUUACAGAUGCAUUGAUGGUAGGUUUCUGUGGAAUGAGUUGCAGGUUUACAGUUCUCAUUUUGUAUGAGAAAUGUCAUAAAAAAAACUGGCAAAAUAAGAUUGUUUUUGCUUACUGAUUUAAAAGAAAUAUAUUUUUGUUAUGCUUUCUUAAGCUUUUAUUUACUAAGGACAUGUUUAUGAAUCCAAUAAUACUUAAAUUCAACAUAUAGGAGUAAAGUGUCGGGAUUUGUAUGACUGUUAUUUUGCUGUUACAUACCUGUGACAUUUACUUUGAUAUGUUAUUGACAUGUUUUGAUAUGUUUUGUGAGGUAAUCACAGACUGUAUAUAAUACAAAAUGUAUGCAGUCUGUGGAGGAAAUAAAAAUGUCCUGUAUCUAUUAUGCUCACAUUUGAUUCAUGUUUUGUAGCAAAGUCGUCCUGCCUACAUUUAGCAUUGUGUACUUAACUAUAGAAAUGACCUUGUACCUUGUUGACAUUUGGUUCUCGUUUUAGAAAACCAUAUUGUACACUUUUAUCAUUCGAAUUUUUUCCCCGUGCUCAUUCAGUUCUGUUUUUUAUUUUAAACCUGAUUAUUUUAAAAAUAAUAAUGAAAGCAGUCGUCCUAUGGCAGUGAGGUCAUCCUGUCAAACAAGAGGCCCCGCCCUCUUGGCAACGUCAGGGAAUAUUUGCGGAAGUAACCCGGAACCGUCAAGGUACCGUACGGUAGUGAUGGGCAGAUGAAGCCUCAUGAAGCCUUGAAGCGUUCCACCUAAUUGGUUCAAAAAAAGGUUCAUUUCUCGAGGCUUCAUGUGCACACAAGCCCCCCUACUGGCCAAAAAGUUUAUUGUCAUUUCAACUACUUGUGAUGGCCUCUUGGCUGUCUUGCAACAGUGUCAGCAUGGGAAUAAUCAGUGCCAAGGACAGAAAUAAAAACACCUCCUUAAUUUAA
Molecule: messenger RNA, 4303 nt
Organism: Stegastes partitus (bicolor damselfish)
Lineage: Eukaryota; Metazoa; Chordata; Actinopteri; Pomacentridae
Gene: rcbtb1
Product: regulator of chromosome condensation (RCC1) and BTB (POZ) domain containing protein 1
Exons: 14
Coding region: 54-1832 (592 amino acids)
Molecular function (GO): protein binding
Source: RefSeq, a predicted model, not a curated record